Fusarium sp. VM40 is the source of this 2478-nucleotide messenger RNA. The record is from the annotation of a GenBank genome assembly. Lineage: Eukaryota; Fungi; Ascomycota; Sordariomycetes; Hypocreales; Nectriaceae.
AUGUCGCAGCAGGAUUCUGGGGCAGCUGAUGCCCCGCCACAGCAGCCUGCGCAGCGAUCUGCGUCACCAUCGAACAGUUACUAUGCGCUGAGCGACGACGAGGAGGGCGAAUACAACACCAUCAGAAAUGCCGAAACGGGAAAGGGAGUGAAGCUUCUCUUCUCCAAGAGCAAGGUUUACGUUCAUCCAUCGCCCUCCUCCAAGGACAACAUCCCAGGUUAUGUCGCACUGCUUCAGCAACGAGGUCAUCGUGAAGAGCGCCCUUCUUCAUCUUCGUCUCGCGAUACGAAUAUUGCUGCUUCAGAUCUCCUUCUCGCCUGGAUCCCCGAGUCGUCCCUUGGUGAUUCAGCCAACAUAUAUGUCAAGGUAGACCUUUGCGAUGGCGACUCACCCCCGAAACAGUCCUACCUGGUUCCUCCUCCACCGACCGUUACGAGCCAUGUCGGGUCCGUUGGUGGGUAUGCUUUUGCGAUUCCCGUAAGCGCUGUCUAUUCGCUCCUUGUCCGCCCUCCGAGUCUGGGCUGGUGGUAUGGAUCCGUUAUCAUCAACACCCGUGCAGGCGAAAGUUUCCCGGCUCUAUUCUUCCACGACAAUGAGUGUCAAAGCACGAUUCUUCAAAAGAAGAAGAUGACCCGUGACACAUUUGAUCCAUUUGGAGAGUCGGGGCAGAUGUUCUGGGGUGGCGAUGAGGUGGUCAAGUGGCUGCGUCGUUAUGUUAAGAUUGAGCGAUCUGGCGCAGAACCCAACAUUUACUUGAUCGAGCCUUCAAAGGAGGACAGUGAGGCCUUUGGCCACAAACCUACUUCGAGCGCAUCGCAGGCUGCUGGCCAGGACAGCUCUGUAGGAACGCAGUCGCGUGGCGCCGGAGGUCCUUCGAACCGAGAUGCAGAGAUGGACCCAUUCGUGAAGUUGAUCAAGGAGACUGGAUGGAACUUGAUGGAGAAGUUCAGCAAGGUAACCACCUUUACGCGGAGGGCAGCUCAAGACAUUGUCGAGAACCCCAACUUGCCGCCGCAAGUUAGGCGACUUCUUAGGAACCCGGAGGUCCAGACUCUUCAAGAUGAGUUUGACAGCGCUAGGAUUUAUCUAGCUCGCUGGGCUAUGGGCAUCCAGGAGCAGAGUGAUCGCGACCGCAGACAGAGGAUAUGGUCCGCCAAUGAUGUGAUGGAGCUUGAAGAUACCGAUGUUGGUGAAUUCGAGCUAUUAGAAGGGGCCAGUAACCUGUCACUUGAAGAACGUCGGAAAAAGGUGACACUGAAAGAAUGGAAGACAUUUUUUGACCCUCAGAGCGGUCGGUUGUCAGUCACGAUCGAUGAGGUCAAGGAACGUGUGUUCCAUGGAGGUUUGGAUCCCGAAGACGGGGUUCGAAAGGAAGCCUGGCUCUUCCUUCUUGGUGUCCAUGACUGGUACAGCACUGCCGAUGAGAGAAAGGCACAAAUUGCUUCACUACGUGACCAAUAUUACAAGCUAAAGCUGUCAUGGUGGGAGAGACUCGAUGGCGAUGGGGGCGAGGGUGAGACAGGAGAGUGGUGGCGCGAGCAAAAGGGACGAAUUGAAAAGGACGUCCACCGAACAGACCGCAAUGUGCCUAUCUUCAUGGGCGAGGAUACACCCCACCCCGAUCCAAGUUCGCCUUUUGCCGAAGUUGGUACCAAUGUCCACCUUGAGCAGAUGAAGGAGAUGCUUCUGACCUACAACGAGUAUAAUAAAGAUCUCGGCUACGUUCAAGGGAUGUCGGAUCUGCUGGCGCCAAUCUACGCUGUAAUUCAGGAUGAUGCCGUUGCCUUCUGGGGCUUCCAGAAGUUCAUGGAGCGCAUGGAGCGCAACUUUUUGCGCGAUCAAUCUGGUAUGCGCAAUCAGCUCCUGACACUGGACCAGCUUGUUCAGUUCAUGGACCCGGCACUCUGGAGUCAUCUGCAAAAGGCGGACAGCACCAACUUCUUCUUUUUCUUCCGCAUGCUCCUAGUCUGGUACAAGCGUGAGUUUGAAUGGCUUGAUGUUCUUCGAUUAUGGGAGGGUCUGUGGACAGAUUACAUGAGUGCGAACUUUCACAUUUUCAUUGCAUUGGCAAUCCUUGAGAGGCAUCGCGAUGUCAUCAUGGAGCAUCUGCAGCACUUUGAUGAGGUGCUCAAGUAUAUCAAUGAGCUCUCAAACACCAUCGAUCUUGAGGCGACUCUUACUCGCGCGGAAUCUCUAUUCAAGCGAUUUAAGAGACUUGUCGAUGCAGUCGACAAGAAGCAAAACUUCCCUGCACCCCGGUACGACCAAAAGAGCUCGUCAGGCUCUUCUGAGCCGGCAGAGUCAGGAACUUCAAAGGAUAACAAGCCAUCCGGAAAGGGCAAAGCCACAGAACCUGCGGCACCUCCGCCACAGCCAAAGACGAUCACUCCUGAGUUGCGCAAACUAUUGAGUAAGGACAUAGAAGUUCUACCCAGGAAGACGGUCGCGCAAAAGGGCGAGGGUAUGCCAAAUAAAUGA